CUUUACAAAAUGGCGGCUGUUGUUGUUUUGCCGCAGGGUCAGUGAAUAAAUCCGCUUUUUAUUUCAUUAAUUUUCUGCACUAAUUUGCAGAAACAGCACUAAAAAACCCCAGGCGCCCCGAGGAUCGGCUCUGUGUGGACUGAAAUGAAAGGUAAAGAGCGGUCUCCGAUUAAAAAACGCUCCCGGGCCUUGGACGAUAUUCGAGACAGGGGAGGAUGCCACCCGACCAGCAAGAAAAUGGGGGCUCUUUCCGUUUCCAGUGGGAGUAAUAAUGGGAAUAGCUCGACCAAAAGCGACGGCGGCUCGACGAGAAGGAGUCUACUCGGUGAAAAGAGAGAGAGGGAUUUCGACAGUCAUAGCCGCACUGGAAAUAAUCACAGCUGUCAGUCUGCAGCCGCUAGCUCCGUGGGUAAAAACCACAACCUGAGCCUGACGCUGGAUUUAGCCUCACCGAGGACCACUUCACGGGGGGAGCAGCGGGUUCAGCCGCCCAGCACCGAGAGUGAGUACAAAACCCUCAAAAUAAGCGACCUCGGCACCCAGCUGAGCGACGAAGACAUAGAGGACGGACUCUUUCAUGAAUUUAAAAAAUUUGGAGAUGUGAGCGUUAAGAUAAGCCGCAGCAACGACGAGCGGAUAGCGUUUGUGAAUUUCAGGAAGCCGGAGGACGCCAGAGCUGCUAAGCACGCCAGGGGACGGUUGGUGUUGUACGACCGGCCGCUGAAAAUCGAGGCAGUGUACAUAAACCGGAGGAGAAGCCGCUCCCCAGUGGAGAGAGACUUGUAUGGUGCAGCUCAAAGCCAUAGACAUUUGCAGAGACCCCUUUCGCCCACGGGGCUUGGAUAUAGAGACUACCGGCUUCAGCAGCUGGCCUUGGGACGGCUCCCCCCUCCCCCGCCGCCCCCUUUGCCCAGAGAACUGGAACGGGACAGGGAGUUCGCCCUGUUUGAAGCCAGGGCGCGUCCGGCUUUCAUUGCAGAGCGAGCAGCUUUUCGUGAGGAGGAUUUUAUAUCUCCAGAAGAUGACCAAAGAGCCAAUAGGACGUUAUUUUUAGGCAACCUGGACAUAACUGUUACAGAGGCGGACCUGAGGAGAGCCUUUGACAGGUUUGGGGUCAUUACAGAAGUGGACAUUAAAAGACCCACACGGGGACAAACCAGCACAUAUGGAUUUCUGAAAUUUGAGAACCUUGACAUGGCUCACCGUGCUAAGCUUAGUAUGUCUGGCAAAAUAGUGGGCCGCAACCCCAUAAAGAUAGGCUAUGGGAAAGCAACUCCUACCACACGGUUGUGGGUGGGUGGACUUGGACCCUGGGUUCCUCUAGCUGCCCUGGCAAGAGAGUUUGAUCGCUUUGGCACUAUAAGGACCAUUGACUACAGAAAGGGGGAUACCUGGGCAUACAUUCAGUAUGAAAGUUUGGAUGCUGCACAGGCGGCAUGCACACACAUGAGGGGCUUCCCACUGGGGGGUCCAGAGAGAAGACUUAGAGUGGACUUUGCUGACACUGAGCAUCGCUACCAGCAACAGUUCCUGCAGCCUCUUCCAAUUCCACCUUUCGACAUGGUGGCUGAGUCAUUUGUCCACCGUGCCACACCUGAACCACUGAGGGUCAGGGAACGGACUCCACCGCCGCUUCACUUCAGGGAGAGAGAACUCUUUCCUGGAACUGAGUGGCCCAACCCGGCUAUUCGGGAACGGGUACGUGCCUCGCCCUUUGAGCCUUUGGAACACUUGGAACGUGAGCGGCGGGCACGGGAGCCCUGGUCUUUGGAACGAGAGUUGCAGGGACGAGAACCUGUACGCAAGCGGCGCGUAAUGGAGGAUGGACGUCACAUAGACCACUCCCCUGACAGCACUGAGAGGACAGUAAGGCGCAGACGUGCUUCUCCGGAUGGCAGUCCUGGAGGUAGCAGCAGAGACGGAGGCCGCUUCAGUGACUCAGAGCGCCCUAUUCGGGGCGAGAGACCCUCCCCAGCACGAGAACGUCACAGCAGCCUGGAGAGAAGUGGGGCUGAACGGAGACUCAAAAGCCAGAGUCUCUCUGACAAGGGACCUUCAAGCAGCAGCAUUUCAAUAGUCGGAGAGCGUAAACGUAAAGCUGGUGAUGGUGGUAAAGGGCCCGCCAAGAGAGAACGUUCUGAGAUCAGCGCCAAGGGAGGCCAGCUGUCCAAGCCGGACAGCACCAGACUCAGUUUGGCCUGGCAGGGUAUGCUGUUGCUGAAGAACAGCAACUUUCCAGCCAACAUGCACCUGCUGGAAGGCGACCACAAUGUAGCCAGUGACCUGCUCAUUGACGGCACAACAGGGAGGCAGGUGAGCGAGCUAAAGAUCACCCAGCGUCUCCGUCUGGACCAGCCCAAGCUUGACGAGGUGUCCCGGCGCAUCAAGGUUGCAGGUCCCGACGGCUACGCCAUUCUGCUAGCAGUUCCUGGGACCACAGAGGAUACAUCUUCGUCUGACCCUGCAGCGUCGACUCAGCGGCCACUUCGGAACCUGGUGUCCUACCUCAACCAAAAACAAGCAGCAGGAGUCAUCAGCCUGCCUGUGGGAGGGAGCAGAGAUAAAGACAACACAGGGGUUCUUCAUGCUUUCCCUCCCUGUGAUUUCUCCCAGCAGUUCCUGGAUUCCUCUGCCAAAGCUCUGGCUAAAAGUGAAGAGGACUAUCUGGUCAUGAUUGUGGUUCGUGGAGCAUCUUAAAAAAAUCAGAACACACUAAGUUCAAGUCAUGUAAAAAAAAAAAAAAUCUGCUGUAUGUCAGUAACUAUUGCAUGCUGUGUGUUCUGCAUUAUGGGUUACACUAGUAUGGUUCUUGAGUGUUUGUUUGUAUGUUGCCAUGUAAUCCACUAAAAGGACAAACAGUGCCCUUCUACAAAACUGAGAGGGUGUGUGGUUUUGAAAUGAUUUUUUUAAAGGGUGAAUUGCUCACAAAGUCAUAAACCUGCAGUAAUUUAGUCAGGAUACUGUAAAACAUGAGGAGCAUUUGAGGAAUAAAUUUUAAUUUAAUUUAAGAAGAGAUAAGUCAUAAAGAAAACACUCAUUUGCAGGUUUAAAAUCUAAUCCAUCCAGAUAUACCAGAAAAUAAGGAAAAGAAAAUGUAGAAAUGCAAGGAGUGGACACAAUAAUACCUCCACUACAAUAAAACCACAAACCCAGGCCUCGCAAACUAUUUUUGUCAUUGAAUCCACGUCUCCCUGACACAGUGUUAACAAAAGCUGAACAAUACCAGCCCAACAAAGGUCAUGUUUGUUUAUGGGCUGGCAUUCUGUAUGGCCUUAGAUUGUACAAGUGUUGUUGUUGUUGUGUCUACCUCCUACACAGGUACUUAAGAUGAGGGGAAUCAGAAGACAUAAUUUUUCAAAGCUUUGAAUUACAGUGCAAUAAUAUUUCUACUAUAAUCACUUUUUGAUGGAUGGAUACAAAGGUGAGCGUGACAGUUUUGAAUUUGUGGAUUUCAGGAAAGGUGUAGUGAAUGAUUUGGUACUGCAGUUUCAAAGCUAAUCUCUUCGGAGAAAGAACCCUGUUAACAUUUUGACGGUCAAAACAUGUGGGACAACUCUUCUCCAUUGCACCACGCUCCAUUAACUGAAGGUCUUUUGCCUUCAUCAGGUAACCACCCUGAUGAAGGCAACGCAGCCUGAGCACUGGUGAACGGAGAGUGGUGUGCAGAGGAAGAGUUGUGCUAUGUGUACUAAUUUUGAUGGGCUUGACUCGAAGCUCACACUGGUGUCCCUGUGUGCGUUCUCAGAGUUGGAAAAUUUUGAAGGUCAUCAGAUAAAAAAGUGUCUAGAUACAGCUGAUACAUUUCAGUUAUCUACAUUGUCAACUGUUAGAAAAAUUAUAUUCAGGUUCAUGGUUUGGAUUUGAGUGUAUUUUUUAAUUGUGUUCCUCAGUUUGUGGAACAAACAAACAAAUUGCAAGAUAGACAAUGAACUGUGUCCAGUGCGCUGGUAAAACUAAAUUGUCAUAUCAACUCUGUGGAAUGCUGAAUACUAACAGAUGUGAGAAAAGGAACGGCCCAUAACACAAUACGCAUAGUAUAGUAAAGCAAAUAAUAACAUAUUUCUCAUAUUUCUUACUUCAUAUUUUAUUUUGUGCAUCCCUACCUUAGAAAUGGUUGUGUAAUGUGAUCUAUGAAAAAAAAAACUACAGUAGUAAUGGAUAAAAAAGCUUAGAGAAGUUUGUGUUGAUAUUGACAGUCUGUUUCAUUUAUUGCUCUGAAACCAGUAGUUCCUCCAAGAAUAAUAAUAUUCAGUAUAAUUAAAAUGUUGGUACCAAGUAACAAAAACCUGCUAUUUGUUCAGCAAGUAGGUCUGUGUAAUUUUAAAGUUUUAGCAGUACCUUAACUGUUGAUGUUGGAAUUUAAAUUUUAGAGGUCUAAUUUUGAAUUUGAAUAUUUUACUGACGACUGCCAACAUGUUCCAAAGGCCUACUCACCAUAUUUUCUUUUGCCAUUGUAUGUUUGUCAUGCAAAAGUAAUCCACUCUGAAUUAUAAUUUGCUGACCUUGGUUAAAUAUGUAUUGAGAACAUUCAUAUGUGGGAAAGUUGUUAUGUGUGAACAUCACACCCACUGCAACGUUGGACUCCUGAGGAGACGAGAGCAGAGCUGAAAACCUCUGCAGAGAAGGCAACCUAGUAUUUGUGAGUCCUCACUGAUGAGGCAGCUUUUAAGUUGUGUAGCCCAUCUGCACCUGUGAUGACUUCUGUUUUAAGUGGAAAAUUGAGCAAUGUACACUUUGAUGUCAUGGGAAAGGAAAAUCCAUAGAGCCCAUGCGAAGCUGUUCACAUACCUGAAAGUGCGUUUGGGCACUUAAUGUGACCGAUUAUCAAUAAAUUGUUCAUUUGAAGGGAAACAUGUUUCU
This is a messenger RNA of Seriola dumerili (greater amberjack), 4860 nucleotides long. RefSeq names its product RNA binding motif protein 15 (gene rbm15). Gene Ontology annotation, molecular function: mRNA binding. Lineage: Eukaryota; Metazoa; Chordata; Actinopteri; Carangiformes; Carangidae. The transcript has a single exon. Gene Ontology annotation, cellular component: nucleus. The coding region runs from base 145 to 2697 and encodes 850 amino acids. Gene Ontology annotation, biological process: regulation of alternative mRNA splicing, via spliceosome. The record is from RefSeq and is a predicted model, not a curated record.